Molecule: messenger RNA, 1137 nt
Organism: Trichoderma breve
Lineage: Eukaryota; Fungi; Ascomycota; Sordariomycetes; Hypocreales; Hypocreaceae
Exons: 2
Coding region: 1-1137 (378 amino acids)
Source: RefSeq, a predicted model, not a curated record
AUGGCAUCUGCUAUAAUCAGUGUAAUCGGCGGCGUCCUUACCAUCGUCGAUGCUGUCCAAACAAUCCGGGGCUGGGUUGUUGGUGGUGCUCCACAAGUCAUUAUAUUCAAGGAGCUUCAGGAUGUUGUGCAAGGCGAGCAUGCCGCAUUCUUCCAGGUCAUAGCCUUUGGCAGAUUGGACUACCGCUACCGGCGUUUCUAUGGCGUUUGCUCCCGGCCCUCACAAGAUUCCAUCGCUGAUGUGGACAUGACGCUCAACCUGAUAAGGAAGGUAUAUGAAGAGCGUUACAACGUCUUGCACAUGGACGAUGUCACACGCGGCUUCUUCGCUUCUCUGAGCGGAUACGGUCUUCUCUUCCAUAUGCACGGCGUCUACUCUCAGCUAAACCGCCUUCGACUUGGCGCGGUUGAUUUGGAAGACAGACGACUUGUCGUCGAUUCUCUGAAUGGGCUUCAAUACAUCUAUGAUGCUGCAGGGCUCAUUGGAUGGUUUGGAAAUAACAACAUCAUUCAAAACAAGCGGAUGGGGCUUGUCCCCGAGCAAGUGACACACGUCAACUCAAUAUUCUGGCGGUACUGGAACUAUCAAGAACGAUAUACCCCUCUCAGUAACGUCUCGCCAAACCUUGAACUCUCCGUGGCUAGGCCGCCUGCAUACUAUGAGCAUAACGAGGUCAACAACGUCAGAGGCGCUUUGCGAGACCGCAGAGCUAGAGUAGAUGAGCGAGUGAGAUUCAUUGUCUUCAACGUGUACUCCCCCAUAUGGUGGAGAUUAGAUCGAACGAGGACCGUUUUGCAGGCGAGAGCUAGAAGUCAAGGCGCCACCCGAGUUGUGCCACGCAGGAGACCUGUGCGCUCCCUUAGCGGUUUGUCAAGAGCUAUGCCUUUCAGUGUUAUAGAGGCCAGUGUUGAUGAUACGGGCAAUGAGAACGAAGUGGCAGAAUUUGAGGAUGGCGUAGGUGGAUUCAGUGAUGGAGGAGAGCCCGAGGAUCCCAAUGCUCCAGAUGGUGACCCUUUCAGCAUCACUGCUCCUGAAGUCGUCGCAGACGCCGAAGAGAAAACGCCAGCUGAAAGAAAUAUAGCCUUGGACAGCAGUCGACUUGGUGAAACAACCAAGCUCACAGUCUAUGUUUCGUAG